AUCGCCAGUCUUUCUAUCGACACAAUAAAAUUAGUAUUUCGGUCAAAAAUGAAUGAAAUUACGAUCAGUGGCCCGGAAGCGCAGCCCACAACAUUAGCAAAAAAGGUUCCCAGUAAAUAUCUUCUACUUGCUGUUUGGGCAGCUGGGAUUGGUGGAACAUUUCAAUAUGGCUACAAUAUAUCCAUAAUAAAUGCACCUACCAAGGCUGUGCAGAACUUUAUUAAUCAGACCUGGACGGAGCGCUACAGCACUGAAAUCUCCAGUGAUAUGUUAACCCUCCUCUGGUCCAUCAUCGUCUCCAUCUUCACUAUCGGUGGGCUUGUAGGAGCGUCUGUCGGAGGAACACUGGCUAUUAGAUUCGGAAGGAAAGGGACUCUACUGUUCAACAACACCUUUGCUCUGUUGGCUGCUUUGUUCAUGGGUUUAAGUUAUCCUGCAAGCACUUUUGAGCUUUUAGUCAUUGGACGCUUCCUGACAGGAGUAAAUGCAGGUAUUGCGAUAUGUGUUCAGCCUCUGUACAUUGGAGAAAUUGCACCUCGGGCUCUGCGUGGAGCAAUGGCCAUGGGAACCUCCAUCUUCAUCACCGGAGGAAUCCUGACAGGACAGGUUAUGGGCCUCAAAGAAUUGUUAGGAAAGGAUGAGUACUGGCCGAUCCUCUUGUCCACCAUCUGUAUUCCAGCCGUCCUGCAGCUUCUGACUCUGCCCUGGUUCCCGGAGAGUCCUCGAUACCUGCUCAUCGACCGAGGGGACGACAUCGCCUGCCAGAAGGCUCUAAUGUGGUUCCACGGCCAGGAUAAGUACCACGGAGAAAUGGAGGACAUUGAAAGAGAAAGGGUCAGCGCUCUCGGCAUUAAACCCAAAAAGCCUUGGGAGCUUUUUACGGACAGAAGUAUCCGCUGGCAGCUCCUCACUCUCGUGGUGAUCCACACGUCCCAGCAACUCAAUGGCAUUAAUGCGAUUUAUUUCUAUGCAGACUACGUGUUCACCCAGGCUGGGAUUCCAGAUGACAAGAUUCCUUAUGCUACAGUGGGAACCGGAGCCUGCGAGUGCAUCACUGCACUGACCUGCGGUCUUCUGAUCGAGUCUUUGGGAAGAAGAGCUCUUAUUAUCGGAGGUUAUACUCUGAUGAGCGUGUGCUGCAUUUGUUUCACCAUCGCACUCACUUUUCAGGAUUCAAGCCCUUGGGUUCCCUACCUUAGUAUGGUCUGUGUUUUGGCCUUUAUCCUCAGUUUUGGCCUUGGUCCAGGUGGAGUGACAAACAUUUUAACAACAGAGCUGUUCACACAAACCGAUCGGCCUGCCGCAUACAUGAUCGGUGGCUCAAUCAACUGGACCUCCUUCUUUGUGAUCGGCAUGAUCUUUCCAUUUAUUGUGAAUGGCCUCAAGCAAUACUGCUUCCUCGUUUUCCUGGUCAUCUGCUUAUUGGUGGCCACGUACAUCUUCUUUGUGGUCCCUGAAACCAAAAACAAGACCUUUCUGGAGAUUCAGAACGAAUUUAAGUCUAGAAAGAAGAUCAUUAAUGCCAACGGCACUGAGGGCCCUCUGCUGUCCACACCAAUGUAAUGCACACAUACAGUAUGACUGCACUUUAAAGGGUUUUACGAUGCUACUGUAUUGAAUAUAUGCAUUCAUCUGCCAAAAUGGAAAUAUAAGAUCUGCAAACACUGAAGUCAGAAUUAUUAGCCCUUUUGUAUAUUAUAUAUAUAUAUAUAUAUAUAUAUAUAUAUAUAUAUAUAUAUAUAGAGAGAGAGAGAGAGAGAGAGAGAGAGAGAGAGAGAGAGAGAAAUUUUAACACAUUUAUAAACAUAACAGUUUAAACAACUCAUUUCUUACUGAUUUAUAUUAUAUUUACCAUGAUGACAGUACAUAGUAUUUGACUAGAUAUUUUUCAAGAUACUAGUAUUCAGUGACAUUUAAAGGCUUAACUAGGUUAAUGAGGAAAUUCAUUGUAUAACGAUGUUUUGUUCUGUAGUCAAUUUAAAAAUAUAUAGCCUAAGGGGGAUAAUAAUAUUGACAUAAAUAUUACAUAAAUAUUGAUUAAUAUUUAAAAAAAAUUAAAAACUACUUUUAUUCUAGCCGAAAUAAAACAAAUAAGACUUUUUCCACAAGAAAAAAUAUUAUAGGAAAUACUGUUAAAAAAUUCUUGCUCUGUUUAACAUCAAUUGGGAAAUAUCUGAGAAACUCACAGGAGGGCGAAUCAUUCUGACUUCAACUGUAUAAUUGUGUGUGAAGUUAUUGACACACACAGACGCUGCACUACAUCAUGUGCCUUCAGCUUGAAUACUGUCCUUUUUGUUAGCAGGGGCAGUCACAUGACAGGAGGGACUUUCAAUUGUAUUUUGAAUGUGUUUUAUACAAAUUAGUAUGGCUGAAACUAUUAUGCAGCAACGUAUCAUAUAGAAUUUCUCCUGUGAUACCGAUAUUUUUUGUUAGUCUUCAAUAAUGCAAAAUGGAUCCAUAUGAGGAACUGGAGUCUCAUGAAAUCACUGCAAUCAUGUUUAAAUUUAUUUUACAGUUUAGUCUACAAUUUUAAUAUUGACAAUAAAGGAUUUUUUCAAUCUAAAAA
Molecule: messenger RNA, 2566 nt
Organism: Danio rerio (zebrafish)
Lineage: Eukaryota; Metazoa; Chordata; Actinopteri; Cypriniformes; Danionidae
Gene: slc2a11b
Product: solute carrier family 2 member 11b
Biological process (GO): transmembrane transport; hexose transmembrane transport
Cellular component (GO): plasma membrane; membrane
Molecular function (GO): D-glucose transmembrane transporter activity; transmembrane transporter activity
Source: RefSeq, marked provisional